Molecule: messenger RNA, 702 nt
Organism: Sphenostylis stenocarpa
Lineage: Eukaryota; Viridiplantae; Streptophyta; Magnoliopsida; Fabales; Fabaceae
Source: the annotation of a GenBank genome assembly
AUGGAAUGGAAGAAGUAUUAUUUGGAUGUUGUGUUGGUACCAUUGGGAUUUCUGAUAACCAUUGCUUAUCAUGUUUGGUUAUGGCAUAAGGUUCGUACCCAGCCUUCUUCAACCAUAAUCGGAAUCAACACUCAUGGAAGACGCUCCUGGGUCCCUGCCAUGUUGAAGGACAUUGAGAAGAAGAACAUCUUAGCAGUUCAAACUCUUCGUAAUAUGAUAAUGGGAUCAACUCUUAUGGCCACCACAUCCAUUCUUCUCUCUGCUGGUUUGGCAGCUGUCAUAAGCAGCACUUACAGUGUGAAGAAGCCUCUGAAUGACGCUGUGUAUGGAGCCCACAGUGAAUUUAUGGUGGCACUCAAAUAUGUGACACUUCUAACCAUAUUCUUAUUCUCAUUUUUCUGUCAUAGCCUGUCGAUUAGGUUUUUCAAUCAAGUGAGCAUCCUCAUUUGCACACCACAAGAUGUCAUGUCCAUGGUGACACCCCAAUAUUUGACUGAGCUUUUGGAGAAGGGAACUAUUUUGAGCACUGUUGGCAACAGGCUCUUCUACUCAGCACUCCCUCUUAUUCUUUGGAUCUUUGGGCCUGUGUUGGUUUUCUUGUCUUCUGUAGCAAUGUUACCAGUGCUUUACAACCUAGACUUUGUUUGUGGAACUGAGAAGGGCAAGGUCAUGAAGAGUGACAAAGGGGAAAACUAUGUUUGA